Messenger RNA from Lotus japonicus, 1251 nucleotides. Its product is annotated as vesicle-associated membrane protein 711-like. The record is from RefSeq and is a predicted model, not a curated record. Gene Ontology annotation, biological process: vesicle-mediated transport. The transcript has 4 exons. Bases 187 to 846 code for a protein of 219 amino acids. Gene Ontology annotation, cellular component: membrane. NCBI's taxonomy places the organism in Eukaryota, Viridiplantae, Streptophyta, Magnoliopsida, Fabales, Fabaceae.
AGUGAAACACUAAAAAAAAGGCAAAUAGAAAGAGACACUGAGGUCGGCAUGGACAACAAACAACAACAACAACAACAUUCAAUUCCUUGAUCCACCACAUCUUCUUCUUCUUCUUCUAGUCCCUUUCUACUGCCCUCUUCUUCUUCUUCUUCAAUCCAUCCAUCGAUUCAUAGAAGUAGUUGUAGAAUGGGUAUUCUGUACGCGCUGGUAGCACGUGGAUCGGUGGCACUAGCUGAAUUCAGCGGAACCGCCACAAACGCCAGCACAAUCGCCAAGCAAAUCCUCGACAAAAUUCCCGGAAACAACGAUACCCACGUCUCUUACUCUCAAGAUCGCUUCAUCUUCCACCUCAAACGCACCGAUGGCCUCACCGUUCUCUGCAUGGCCGACGAUAACGCCGGCAGGAGAAUCCCGUUUGCGUUUCUCGAGGAAAUUCACCAGAGAUUCGUCAGGACUUACGGUCGCGCGGUUUUCUCUGCUCAGCCUUAUGGGAUGAACGAUGAAUUUUCUAGGGUUUUGAGUCAGCAGAUGGAGUAUUUCUCUAGUGAUCCUAAUGCUGAUAGGAUCAAUCGUCUCAAAGGUGAAAUGUCUCAGGUGAAGAAUGUGAUGAUAGAGAACAUUGACAAGGUUUUGGAGAGAGGGGAUAGGUUGGAAUUGCUGGUGGAUAAAACUGCUAAUAUGCAGGGAAAUACUUUUCGAUUCAGGAAGCAAGCUCGUCGGUUCAGAAGCACUGUUUGGUGGAGAAAUGUCAAGCUCACGAUUGCUCUUAUACUCAUCAUACUUGUUAUAAUUUAUGUUGUGCUGGCUUUUGUUUGCCAUGGACCUGCACUACCAUCAUGCUUUUAGUGAAGGGUUGGCAAGUUAAUUUUAUAUAUUCUUCCUUGUCAUCACCGGCUUGCAGAGAUCGCUCCUUUUUUUUGUCUUCAAAUGUUAUGCAGACUCCCAUUUGUUCGGGUUCAAUUGCUGGGCUGUCUACAUGUGUGAUGGUGAAUUCCUUGCAACAGAUUCGUAGUGUUUUUGGUUUAAUUGUUCAUUAUGAUGCUUGAGGGAAAAUUUGUGUAUCAUGUCUUUCAUUGUAUUCUCUCAUCAACCCCAGAAAAGUUGGAUUGAAAAGAAAAAUGACUGAGUUUUUAAUUUAUGUAAAUUAAUGGAGUUAUGGAUGAUUUUCUUCUCUCCAUCAAGAGAACGAAGGGCAAACUUUUGAUGGAUGUGAACCUCAUAAACUUUAAUAUAUAUUAUUAUAUUUGUUUA